AUGAGACUUGUAACAAACAGCACAGUAUACAGAAAAAAUGCAGGCUCGUGUUUAGACCACUUCUUUCCACUCACACCUUCUAAUUCACCUAAACUCAAACGCAAAAUGGAAAGUUUUGGUAUUCUCGACAGACCCCUCACACACGGCUUCCCAAGUCUUGAUCCAGAUUCCCCGGAUUAUGCCUUGCGUGCACACACCCUUCCAAGCAAUAUCACCGGAGUUCGGCAAUUGGUGAUCAACAAACAAAAUGGACGUGUCGUGGCGGCAAAAAGUCAACUGGUGGGUCGUAUGGAAGACGCCCUGAUACGUUGGCGCCCUCCCGUGUCGUGCCAUGCAGGAUCCACAGCGGCCCUCAAGGGCAAACACCCGUACCAGCUGGAAGUGGACACAACGGCUUUGCGUAACUCACAAGCGCAUACGUCACUGGACUCCAUACGACAGUGUUUCGAAGCUCUAAGCAAUGCAGUAUCGAGACCGCGAACCGAAAAAAGCGACAUGCACAACCAUCCCGAGGCCACCAGUCUCUUUCAUUCCGUCAAUUUGGGUGACUCCGCUAAUUCGUCCCAGUCUUCGUCCGCUAGCGGAAUGCUACAAGAGAUUCGACAGAGUUUACAAAGCGCUGAAACACGAGGACUGACUCCGCGUGCUAUUGUGUGCGAGCAAGAACUAGAGACGCAUUCUAUCGAGCCAAUUUCCUACAGUUUCCCGAUCCCAGCGUAUUAUCUCCCGCAGCAGGUGCCACGGCCAGUGGAGGAGUCCACCAGAGAUAACGUAAACGAGAAUGAAGGCGAGGGUGAGGGCCCAGUCCAAACGUACUGGGGCAAUUUUUGGAACCAGUUUUGUCGCGAGUGCAAGCUUUUAUGUGCAUGUGUAUAA
This is a messenger RNA of Lachancea meyersii CBS 8951, 876 nucleotides long. The record is from the annotation of a GenBank genome assembly. Lineage: Eukaryota; Fungi; Ascomycota; Saccharomycetes; Saccharomycetales; Saccharomycetaceae.